This is a messenger RNA of Ophidiomyces ophidiicola, 3324 nucleotides long. RefSeq names its product Telomerase reverse transcriptase (gene EST2). Gene Ontology annotation, cellular component: telomerase catalytic core complex. Lineage: Eukaryota; Fungi; Ascomycota; Eurotiomycetes; Onygenales; Onygenaceae. Bases 1 to 3324 code for a protein of 1107 amino acids. The record is from RefSeq and is a predicted model, not a curated record. The transcript has 6 exons. Gene Ontology annotation, molecular function: telomerase RNA binding; telomeric repeat DNA binding. Gene Ontology annotation, biological process: telomere maintenance via telomerase.
AUGGCCAACCGCCCGCGCAAGCGGCCCCGGCCUGACUCGCCCACAGCCCUCCCGGACUCGCUGCACCCGACUCACCCCGUGCUGGCGCGUUUCUACGCCCGCGUCGUGCCGCUGCGCGCCUACCUGCUCGCCCAGCUGCCGCCAUCGUCCAGGGCCCGUCGCCGCCGCCUCGCCGCCCACGCCCACCAUGACGACGAACUCACGCGCCUGCUGGACGACACGCUGGUCGGCGUGCUGACGCCCCGGAACCCCGGUGCUGCUGCUGCCGCCGCCCGCCAGCGCGACUUCGCCGCCUUCACCCAGUCGCAGUCCGCCCGCGACACCACCGCCGUCGCCGCCGCCAGCUCCGUCGUCGAGCUCGUCGACUUCGCCGUCCUCGCGCUCUUCCGCGCCCACCGCGGGCCCUACGCCCGCCCCGCCCACCUGCUCUGCCAUGGCUUCGCCCGCGCCGCGCCCGCCCCCCCCGCCGCCCCCGCCGCCGCCCUGCCCGGCCUCGUCCCGCUCGUGCCCAACCCGCACGUCUCGCGCCUCAAGGCCCAUCCCUGGCCCGCCCUGCUCGACCUGCUGGGCGCCGCUGCCGAGGACCUCCUGCUGCACCUGCUGCUCGACUGCGGCUUGUUUACGGCCCUCGACCGCGCCCGCGGCACCUACUGCCAGCUGAGCGGCAUCCCGCUGGUCGACCUCCCCCUCCUCGACCCGGCCAACACCACUCCUCCCGCCGACCGGCACUCCCCCCACCACAUCGUCUUCGUCCGCAACCGCAUGCUCUAUGCCCGCCCCGAGCUCAAUGCCCAGCGCCGCGUCAAGCUCGGCCUGCAGCACAUCCACGUCCUCAACCGCUACCGCGACUGCACCAACCCCCGCCACACCCUCCACGUCAUGAAGUACAUCUUCCCGCGCCAGUUCGGCCUGCACAACGUCUUCACCUCCGCCGUCGACCCCAAAACCACCGUCCAGCCCUUCAAGGACUACACCCUGCGCGAGGACGAGAUCGCCGCCCAGCAGAACCCCAACAAGCUGCCCAAGAGGCUGCGCGGCCUGCCGCUGCGGCUCGUGCAGAAGCUCCAGAAACGCCACCAGCGCUGCUCCUACGUCGAGCUGCUGAAAUACUACUGCCCCAUUCAAGGGCCGCCCGAGCCGGACCCCGAUUCGGCGCAGCCAAUGACCAGCUUUGCGACCCCCAUGGCGCUGGUCUCGGCGUUCUGUCGCGCCGCCCUGCAGAAGGUCGUCCCCAACGACCUAUUCGGCACAGGCGAGGACGGCCAGCGCAACCGCGCCGUGGUGAUGCGCCAGGUCGAUCGUUUCAUUCACCUGCGCAGGUUCGAAAGCUUGUCGCUGCAUGAAGUUGCGCAGGGGCUGAAGAUCUCCUGCAUCGAAUGGCUCGCGCCGCCACAGCAGCAAACCACCAAAAAGCCCUGCCUGUCCGACGCCCGAAAACGCCGCGAGAUCUUCCUCGAGCUGCUGUACUACCUCUUCGACUCGCUCCUGAUCCCGCUGGUCCGCGCCAACUUCUACGUCACCGAGUCCAGCGCCCACCGCAACCGCCUCUUCUACUUCCGCCACGACCGCUGGCGCGCGCUCGUCGCGCCGUCCCUCGCCCGCCUCACCACCUCCGUCUUCGAGGAGGUCGACCGCUCGACCGCCGCGCGCCACGCCCUCGGCUGCAGCGCCCUGCGCAUGCUGCCCAAGCGCGCCGGCGCGCGGCCCAUCGCCAACCUGCGCCGCCGCCCCGUGGUGGUCAAGGCCCGCUGGCCCGGCGGGAACAAGAAGACGACCGAGCUGGGGCCCAGCAUCAACAUGCUCCUAGCGCCCGUGUUCCAGACGCUCAACUACGAGAAGGCGCGGCGGCCCGCGCUGCUGGGGGCGGCGGCCAUGGGCGGCGUGGGCGACUUGCAUCUCCGGCUGAAGCGGUUUCGCGAGGCGCUGCUGCAGCGCAACGCGAGUGACGGCGGUGCGGAGCGCCCGCUGUACUUCGUCAAGCUGGACGUGCAGGCGUGCUUCGACACCAUCCCGCAGAAACGCCUGCUGCGGCUGGUGGAGCAGCUGGUGUCGGAGGACGAGUACCGCCUGAGCAAGUAUGCGGAGGUGGGCGUGCCGUAUCAUUCUUUCCUGGGCGGUGGCGCCACGGAGCCCGCGGCCAAGCCCGCGCGCAAGUUUGUGUCCAGAGCCGCGGCGAGCAUGGACUUCCAGACGGCGUACGACUUCGUGCGCGACUCGCACGGCCGCGGCGCGACGCGCAGCCACACGGUGUUCGUCGACAUCGGCCAGCACCGGCGGCUCGCCGCGAACGACGUGCUGGCGCUGCUGGAGCAGCACGUGCGACACCACGUGGUGCGCAUCGGGCGCAAGUUCUUCCGGCAGGCGCGCGGCAUCCCGCAGGGCUCGGUGGUGUCGGGCGCGCUGUGCAAUCUGUUCUACGCGCAGCACGAGCGCGAGCGCCUGGCCUUCGUGCAGCGCGCCGAGGACCGCGCGCCCGGCUCCGCGCUGCUGCUGCGCCUGAUCGACGACUACCUGCUGGUCACCACCGCCGAGGACGUGGCGCGCCGCUUCCUGCGCGUCAUGCUGGCCGGCGAUCCCGACUAUGGCAUCUCCGUCGCGCCCGGCAAGACGCUGGUCAACUUCACGACCACUGAUCCCGCGGCCCCCAUCCUUCGCGUCGUCGCCGGCCGCCAGUUCCCGUUCUGCGCGCACCUCAUCGACACGCGCACGCUGGCCGUCAGCAAGGACCGGCGCGCGCCCGACGCCGACGCCGACAACCACGACCUGCACCUGCGCGACACGCUGACCGUCGACACCGCGCCGCGCCGCCGCUCCCUGCGCCGGCCCGGCGCCGCCUUCGCCAGCAAGACGCUGGCCGGCUUCAAGCUGCAGCUGCACGCCAUGUUCGUGGACCCCGCGCACAACGCGCCGCGCGUGGUGCUGGCCGCCAUCCACGCCGCCUUCGUCGACACCGCGAUGAAAAUGCACGCCUACUUCCGGGUCCUCCAGCGCCGCCGCCGCCGCCGCCGUUCGUCAUCCUCAUCCUCUACGGCACUGUUCACGCGCACCGUCGCCGCGCUGCUCGCCUUCGCCGUGCCGCUCGUGCGUCGCCUGCAGGUGCGCGCCGCCAACAGUACCAGCAGCAGGAUCGUGCCCGGCGCGCACGUGCGCUGGCUGGGCGUGCAGGCGUUCCGCGCGGUGCUGGCGCGCAAGCCGAGCGGGAUGCACGCCGUGGUGCGCUGGUUGGCGGCGCAGACACCACCCAUCCCGUCGGCGGCGGCGGCGGGCGUGCUGCGCGCGGUCGUGCGCGAUGGGCAGGCGGCCGUGCGGCGGACGCGGUUCUGA